Molecule: messenger RNA, 5111 nt
Organism: Nomia melanderi (Alkali bee)
Lineage: Eukaryota; Metazoa; Arthropoda; Insecta; Hymenoptera; Halictidae
Product: G patch domain-containing protein 1 homolog
Biological process (GO): mRNA processing
Cellular component (GO): nucleus
Molecular function (GO): RNA binding
Source: RefSeq, a predicted model, not a curated record
UCUGACUGAUGUACAGGUUGUGCACUGUGAUGUUUUUGAUCUUCUUCAUUGACUAUAAUUUAUUAAUGAUUUUCCAUUUGCUUAUUAUUUUAUAUUAUAUUUUAUAUUAUAACAAUAUUAUUCUAUAUAAAUUUAAUACCAAAUAAUAUACUUACUCAGAGACUGUAUUGUCGUUAUUCUAUCUUGAUAUUCUGUGAUUUUCUGAUCAUAUAAAGAGUCUUGUAACUUAGUUAGACAUUUAACAGCAAUAUUAUAAUAAUAUAAAGCUUGCUUGUAUUGACUGUUACUAUCAAAUUGUACAGCUUUCCGGGCUGCAUUCUGUGCAUCUUUUAAAGUCAUUGUGUAAAUUCUUAUUAUUAAAUUAACAAGUUAGGUUUAACGUAGUAACAUUUGAUGUAUCUAAUAUGAUCUGAUUUAAACGUUCUGUGCUGAAAAUGAGUGAUUCUGAGGAUGAGAAUUAUGUGACUUUUGGGGUCCCCCUCGAUCCUAUAGACGAAGAGAAUUUACCAAGAAAAAAACCUGUAACAAUUGAGGAACAAUAUGCAUAUGACGCACAAGGUAGACGACGAUUUCAUGGAGCAUUUACAGGUGGCUUCUCUGCUGGAUAUUUCAAUACUGUUGGUACCAGGGAUGGAUGGAGACCCCAACAGUUUAAAUCUUCUAGGGGUAGCAAAGCAGAAAGCGUUACUCAACGACCAGAAGACUUUAUGGAUGAGGAGGAUACAGGCCAAUUUGGAAUUGCUCCAAAAGGAAUUCGUGCUACAAGUGAUUAUGUUGAUCAUGGUCAAAGAGGAGUAAAACGAGAGAGAAUUAAUCGUGAUAGUAAUGGUCCUAUUCCUGGUACACCGGUAUUAAAAGAGCUUCUAAAACCUGUGAAAGACACAGUUGGUAUUAUGUUAUUGAAACAAAUGGGAUGGAGGCCUGGCCAGGGUGUAGGAUCUAGACUUACAAAGAAGGAGAAGGCUAAAAUUAAAAGAAGAAAUGAAAAAAUAAGGAUGUCAAAAGAAAAGAUUGGUAAAAUAAGUUCAGGAACUAGUUCAGAUGAAUCAGAAGAUGAUUACGGAGAUGUUACAUUUGCUCCUGACGAUUAUGAACCAUUUAGAUGCAACCCAAAAGACAACUAUUUUGGUAUAGGAUACAGUGGAUUAGACAGGAGAACUAUACUCUCUGGUCAUAUAAAUUUAUUUGAUACUCCUGCAUUUAGCGUUCAAGAGAAAAAUAAAAAGUUAUCGAUACAUGGUCAAGCAUUUGGCGUUGGCGCAUUUGAAGCUGACGAUGAAGAUAUUUAUGAGAGGGAAGAUAUGUCACGUUAUGACUUUGCAUUAGGUCCAGAACGUAAAACUAAGUCCAGGUGGUCAGAUGAUAAUACUUCGAAAAACUCCAGUAAUUGUUUAGAAGGUUUUGUACCAGCAAGGAACAAAUUAGAGCAGAAGAAAGUCUACACCCCUCCAGAAUUGCCUAAAGAUUAUGUGCCAGUACAUGUGGUCAGAAAAAGUCGAUUCUAUCCACCAAUUGAAAACGUUCCUCGUACAGUAGAAAAUGGAAAACGUAAGGAUCUUACAGCUGCUGAUAGAGCUAGGAUAUUAGAAGAUACACAUACUAUUAAAAAAGUAUCAGAUACACAUGAGAAUGCAGUACCGUCAGUUGCUUCGAAUAUCAUCUCCAAAACAUUAAACUUGCAUGGAAGACAGCAAACAGAAGAGAGACAAAAAUUAGAAAAUCAAGCUAAGGCAGCCACUUCAUGGUUGGACAAACUCAAUGUUCAGAGUUUUGUUAAAGGUGGUACUGUUAGUUCUACUAAAGAAUCUGAAGGAAGUUUGAAAAAAUUGGGAGAAUUUAAAGAUUCUUCUAUGUCUGAUGACGGUCAAAGUACAAAUAAUUUGGAGGAAGACAGUUCUUUGAACAAAAGUACAGCAAAACCAUAUUUUGCCGAUCCUGAUAAGCAGAGACGCUUCGAGCAGUAUUUAGAUCUUUCAAAGAAGGGUGACAAAAGUAAGCUGGAAAGUAUACAACCCUUGUCAAUGACCGAGUGGGACAGAGAACAUGAACGAACUGAGUUUGAGCAAGCAGUUAGAUUAUUUGAGCAGCCGACCAAUAAUUAUGUUUCGAAUAAGUUUACACCUGCUGGUGAGGCUAUAAGUUCAGAUGUCAUUUCUGGAAAAUAUAGCCAAGAAGAUGAAAUGAAGCAAGCUGCGAAAAUGAAAUUAUUCGGAAAAUUAACUAGGAAACGCAUAGAAUGGAAACCUGCAAGUAUAGUUUGCAAGAGAUUCAAUAUCCCGGAACCAAAAAGUGGUUGUGCUCAACCUGAACUAAAGAACAAAACAGCAAAGUUUUCGAUCUUUGAUUCGCUUGAUUGGAGUAAUAAUUCUACGAAAUUCUUGAAAGCAACUGAUACUGUAUCAAAGAAUAUAGAAAAAACUGAUACUCAAUUAAAAGAUAGAAAUGUUGUUAUCGCUAGUAGUGCAACUUCAGAAGUAAAAUUACAUAAUGACCUUCCUUCUAAUAACCAUCAAGAGUUAGAACCUGUGUCAGAAAAAGUAAGAAAUUUUGAGGCAACUUAUGAAAAAGUCUUUGGUAAAGAAGUUCAGAAAACAUCCUCUUCAGUUUCUGAAAUCAAACAAAAUUUUGACAGUAAAGUAGAUUCUAGUACAGUAGUUAAGGGCCUGGAUAACGUUGAAAAGGGCCAAGAUGAUAAUAAUGCAUCAAAACAAGUACCAAAGAAUGAAUCAGAAGAAAAGAAAGAUCUUUUCAAAGCAAUUUUCUUAAGUAGCAGCGAAGAAUCAGAUUCAGAGUUGGAAGAAAGCAUGGACAGUGAGGCUGUGAAGUCUGUUUUGAUUGGGAAACCUGCGAACGAAGUAAAUUUGAAAAGAAAUACUUCUCCGCCGAGAGGAAUUUUUGCUAAGGUAGAUUUGGAUAACCUCCUUUCAAGUUCAAAGAACAAUAUACAAACGAAUGAAAAUGCAAAUAAAGAGAAAGAUGAAAGUACAGUGUCCAAUUCUGAAAUAGUGGUUGGAUCUAAUCAAAGUAAUGACAGUAAUACAAAUUCCGAGGAGCCAAUAAUGUUACCCGAUAUGUAUGGACCUGCCUUACCUUCGAGAUUAAUUAAAACUGAAGAUUCUACAUGCGAAGCAAGCAGUUCUCAGGCCUUAAAACCUAUGUUCAGAAGCGUGGUAGUAUCCAAACCUAAGAUAGAUUCUAAAAUUUCUGGAGUCUGGGUGGAGAAAAGGAAAGUGAAGAAAUCAAAGAAGGAGAAGAAAAAACAUAAGCAUAAAGAACAUAAAAGUUCGAGACACAAGCGAAAAUCGAAGAAAGAAAGACGUAGUAGUUCGUGAAGCAAAAGAUGAAACAUUUGUAAUAAAGAAAUCAGCAAAAAUAUUGUAAUAAUAAUAGGCGCAUUAUUCCUUUAUUGUAUGUUUCUUUCUUAUUUGCAGUAUUGUGUUUACAUCCAAUGAAUAAUUUGAAAAUGCUCCUGUAAUUACAAAUACAAGUUUGUAAUUACAAUCAGUAAAGGCAUAUCCGAUAUGUACAAGAAAAUAUGUAUAUUAUACAUAUACAAUUAUAUGUAUUAUUAUAUAUGUAUAAUUAUAUAUAUAAUUAUAUAUGUGUAUGUUUUUUUAUAUAUGCUCUAAUAUGUGAAAUUGAGCAAUUUUUAUUUUCUUUGUAAUAAUUGUCGUUCAUUGCUGUUGCAAGCACUUGUACAAAGAUGUUGUACGGCUACUUGUUCGAUGUUGUAGAGUUCCUUGAAGGUGGUCUGCUGUGAUUUGUGGAGUUAAGUUUUUUCUCGACACUGAAAAUAUACAUUGAAUAAUCACUUUUCACUUCUUCAAUUAAUGCGAAACACCCUGUAUAUUUAUAAUGAGCUUAAUAAUCAAGUAUAAGUUAGUAUUUUUUUAAUUCCAUUAGAGUUGAGAAAUAAGUUUCCCUUAAAACAUUUAAUGCAAUUUGUACAAUUUAUCUAAUUGUUAUAAAUGAUCGUUAUAAAUAUAAAUUUUUUAAUUUAUUUUUAUCAAUUUUCGUGUAUCUCGAUUGAAGUUAAAACAUACCUGCUGCUUCUAGAACCUCUUUUAAACAUGUCCGUUAAUUUUUUCUUCAAAUUUUUCUUUUCAGUCUUGUCGUUGAUACUCGUUUCAGACCCUGAUGUCUGUAAAAUGGAAAAUAGAUUUGUAAAUUGUUUGAACCGUUCGCGCAAUGUUAUUUCGUUACUUACCUGAAAGGAUAGAUCCAUAGAAACAUUCGGAUCAUCUACACUGGCUGAUUUAGUCAAUUUACUUGUGAGUUUCUUCAUUAAACCUUUACUGUGUUUCUUAUCUCGUUCCAACAUCUCACUUUUUGUGGAGCCAGUUGAAAGGCGACUGUUUAUAGAAAAUAUGAAUGAUUGGUAUUCUCUAGAGUCAGAUGUUCAGCAAUUUGUAAAUUUCAUUCAUGAAUAUAUUAACAUUACCUAUCCACACUUGAAUCUCUUUGCAAACUCAUUGUACCUCCUUCAAUGUCUGAACUCUCUAGCGAUUGCAAACUGGACAAGUUGCUGUCGGUACCCCAUAUACGCGACUAAAAUAUUAGAUAGAUCAAUUACAAAUUACUCAUUUAAAUAAACACAAAUAAAUAUAAUUCUAUUCGAACGGCAGUAAAUAGAAAUAACAUUGUACAUGUACCUCUUCGUUUCGAGCCGAUGUUUGUUCUAAAGAUAAGCUUUUCCUCUGCAAACGUGGUUUGGAACGGGACGUUGUUAUACCCUUUCCUGGAUCGCUUUCCACAGAUGUUGAUCUGCGAAGAAAAAUAAUCCUUUGAUACGAAUACAUAUCGUAAUCGAAAUCAAUAGUUACAUCUAAUGAUAGAUACCUUUUACCAAGUUUUUUCAUUCGCGUCACAUUUGCCUCAUCUGCAGUUUUCUUAGAAUCCUUUAGUUCUCUAGCUACGUCCAUUAAUUUCUUAAUAGUGUAUUCCAACUUGUCAGACCUUUCACCGAAUUGUGGAUUUGACCCUUAUAAUACACAAUAAAAUAUAAUAGGACAAUAGAAAUAAAAUUUCUUUAAAUUUUAUUUAAUGAAUGAUUACGUAAUAGUACCUCUUACAUCGCCUUUCGAAUCCAACAAUGGCGACGAUUCUCUCGA